This is a messenger RNA of Exophiala aquamarina CBS 119918, 2292 nucleotides long. RefSeq lists its product as uncharacterized. The transcript has a single exon. Gene Ontology annotation, biological process: transcription by RNA polymerase III. NCBI's taxonomy places the organism in Eukaryota, Fungi, Ascomycota, Eurotiomycetes, Chaetothyriales, Herpotrichiellaceae. The record is from RefSeq and is a predicted model, not a curated record. Gene Ontology annotation, cellular component: transcription factor TFIIIC complex. The coding region runs from base 1 to 2292 and encodes 763 amino acids. Gene Ontology annotation, molecular function: protein binding.
AUGUCAACACCUGCUCGCCGCUCGGGACGUCAGCGUAAAGUCAACCCCAAAUAUUCCAAUGAUGCAUGGGAUAAAGAAACCAUACGUAUCCUUCGCGCCUCAUCCGAAUCAUCCGGUUCUAGUCCUCCCGUUCAUUCAGCUUCAGAUGAAGGCCGUGAUGAGCAGCUUGUUCAGCAAGGUGCGCAUGCUCUAGGAUCAGACGACGAGGCCUUCUCUAUGCGGUCUGCGGAGUCACAAUCCCCUGAGGUCGAAUUUCCCAACACCGACGAGGACGAGUACGAUGGUAACAUAAAAUUUGCGGCUAACCAAACCCCUGCAAGCCCGCAGCCCGCCCUCACGUCUCGUCUGCCGAUAUCGACAGAUCUCAGCAGUACCGUACAUUGUCGCGGUGUUACUAGCGACACAUUCAAGUCAGGUUCAAAGGAAGUCAUAUACCAUGACACUUUUGGCCCUGCUGUCGAUGAUCUUGGCGAUGUCCUUCGAGCCCGAGAUAUAUGGCUCAAAGGACGGGAUAUUACUAUUCCCAGUCGACGGACUCUGUCGGAGGCUGCGUUACCAAGAUCAAAUGAAACAGUGCCUGAUACCAGAGAACCGAUCUUCCGUUCAUUGUCUGAUAGGCAGCUACUAGAGCACAUCAAAGGCGGCUCUGCCCAAAUCAAGUGCUUGAUUAACCAGAAAUUACCCCAUUUGACCUUCAUGGGUCCAUAUGGAAAGGAGCAAAAAUUCAAAAUUGGACAGGGCCAUUCCCUAAAUUUUGGCAAGGCUUGGAUGAAAGGGAGCGAAUCCAAUGGAGAAUCUCUGACUUCCUACCACAGAGGCUGGAUUCUUAAUCUUGGCCAGAACGUACAAAGUAUUUCCUGGGCCCCCACAGCUACAGCAGCGCAAUACCUUGCUGUGACCUGUCGAUGUACAUCGGUUCAACGAGAAACCACAGUAGAACAGACAUUUGGCGCGCCCUCAUUCCAGCCAUCUCCUCCGUAUCCCUCCAAUAUUCAGAUAUGGAAGUUUGCAACCAAGGAAACUCGUUUCUCUUCCGUGCGUACACUCAACAUGCACCUUCAACCCCAACUUGUCAUGGUCAUUGCAACUGAAUGGGGCAAUCUCCACCAGCUACGUUGGCAACCAUCUGAGAGUGCCACGGACGUGCACCAGAAGGACGACGGGUCUGAGAGCGAGUUCCGUGGUGUUCUUGGCGUACUCUCAAGUGAUGGCCAUGCCAGAUUACUCGCCAUAUCCAUUCCAGACGAAGUAGACGAUGCUCAACCCCCGGUGUUUCGACCACAACGAGUUGGCUACGAUAUAGCUCCUCCUCCAGGGACAAUAUUUACUACAUUUGCGUUUGCUACGCCGACUGAUAUUGCCUUCGGCUGCACCGAUGGAUCCCUUCACCUCUUCGACCUGAGUGAAUCAAUCGCCGAGAAUACGUCUCCCAUGAGUUACAUGACAUGUUUAUUGCAUAACACAUAUGUCAUUGCAGUGACGCCAGCCUCGCCAAUCCAGCUCUCUCACUUUAUUUGCAGUGUUUCUGCCGCCGGCGACUUAGUUCUGGUCGAUCUACGCAGCCCGGAGCAAGACCAUAUCUCGAUCCAUCGGGCAUGCUUUCCGAACCGAGACCUCGUCUAUUCUCCGUUCACUCGCUCCUUCAUCACUGCUCUCGACAGAGCUGGAAGUACACAUAUUGAUUCCAGCUCAGCGACAUUCAUCAUGUGCCACCAUCUCCGACACUUUUACGUCAGUCUUCGAAUUGCGAAGCUGCCGGAAUACAGCGGAACGGCCACGGCAUUGGCCGCGUCGCAGUGGCAUCCCUGUAUUCUAGCGGGGAAUGCACAGGGCACUGUUGUGGCGACAAAUUUCCUGCGCAAAGUCCUCCCGCAAUCGCGCAGCGAUUCGGCAAAAGCCAAACCAACCGGGGCAUAUAUCCAGAAAAUAUGUGAGUACGAAUGGCGCCCGCUAGACAGAAACGAGCUUCGAGAGGCUGGAGUGGAGAAUUUGGAAAUGAAAAUAGAGUCCAAUGGCUCGCCCGGGAGUCUCUAUCACGGCCACGACGUGCGAGCUGGUGCAUCAAAGUUCAGUGAAGGAUUCAGCCCGGAAAAGAUAGAUGUUGGACAUGCAACUGCAACGAAGAAGAAGGCUAAGACGCAGGAAUUGGGAGCCGCCGAAGCGAUCUUUGAGGAGGAACAAGCUGUCAGGUCGAUUGAAUGGAAUGUUAAUGCACACUGUGCGGGUCUUGCUGCCAUCGGGUGGGGCAGUGGAAUAUUAAGGAUCCAAGACCUCGCUCACGAUUUGGAUUGA